Molecule: messenger RNA, 956 nt
Organism: Rubroshorea leprosula
Lineage: Eukaryota; Viridiplantae; Streptophyta; Magnoliopsida; Malvales; Dipterocarpaceae
Source: the annotation of a GenBank genome assembly
CUUUCUUCAUUUUUCUGAUUUCUCUUCUUUUCUCUUUCUUUUUUCUUCUUCAUCUCCUCUAUUUAUGGGUUUUCUUACUUUGUUCCUUCCUCUUCUUUCUCAUUUCCUCUCUUUUUUUUUCUACUCCUUUUAUUUCUUUUUCCUUUUUUCUUACCCUUCCCAUCUCUUUCCUCUCUUCUUUCUCUCCACCUCUCUUUCCUCUCUUCUCUCUCCACACUUCUUAUUAUUCUUCACCUUUUCUUUCCUUUUGAUUUUUCUGUCUAUUACCAUCUUUUUUAUUGCACUCUCCAUUUUUUUCUUCCAUAACAUGUUAUAAAUUUUUUUAAAGCUUUAUAAUGUUUUUGAUAUUGGCACUUGCGAAAUGGCCUUGAACCUUUUAAAUAUUGUUUUAUUUUUUAACCAGCAAAGGUUAAAUUAUAUUAAUAUACUCCAAUGCUAAAAACUCAUUGGCGGCUAGGAUUCGUAGAGCUGUGGAGAACAGCUGCCAGUACCAUCGCGUGGGGUUUUAUCAAUUCUACCGUCUUCUUCUUGCCCAGUUGGCUCCAGUGAAGAGUAAGAGGGUAAGCAUUUAAAAGGGAUAGGAGGAAGCAAAGGAGGUGUGAGGUUUUGUGGCUGUUGUCUCUUCGAUGAGGGAUUUCUUGGGAUGUUUGUUUGCUAAGUGGGCUGCCAAUGUUGUACCUGUCAGUGGAGUAUUGGAUACCAUGGCCGGUGCCGGUAGGAAGUUUUGUUGUUGGUGGUGCGCUGGACAAACCGGUGAUGGCAUGAUGGUCGACAGGGCUGCUGUGACUGCGUUGGGUCAAGGUGACUAAGGUGGAACUUCAACGGAUAGGGGUGUGGCCAUCGGUUCUGGAUUGCUGGUGGUUUGGGUGGUGCUAGCUGGUCGGUGUGGUGGAAAGGGGAAGCUGUGUCGGACGCGUGAGCGGAGCCAUUUGUAGACCGCCCCCCUAAACUUUUGA